Alligator mississippiensis (American alligator) is the source of this 10706-nucleotide messenger RNA. RefSeq names its product tubulin polymerization promoting protein (gene TPPP). Bases 171 to 854 code for a protein of 227 amino acids. Gene Ontology annotation, molecular function: tubulin binding. The record is from RefSeq and is a predicted model, not a curated record. The transcript is spliced from 5 exons. Gene Ontology annotation, biological process: microtubule polymerization; positive regulation of protein polymerization; microtubule bundle formation. Gene Ontology annotation, cellular component: microtubule. Lineage: Eukaryota; Metazoa; Chordata; Crocodylia; Alligatoridae.
CAGGGGCGGGCCCCCGGCGGAGCCGCAGCCGAGCCAGCUGCGCGCGGACCCACUCGUGCGGGGUCGGAGCCGCGGCGGCUGGAAGGCGCGAGCCGGGGGCUGCAAAACUCCUGCUCUAAGAAGUUCAUUGUAGACUGCUGUCUCGUCACUCGCAGACUCGUACAGAGAGGAUGCCCUCUGUUGAAAAUAGCACAAUGGCUGACAGCAAAACAAAGUCCGCUAAAUCUGCAAAUAAGACUCCUCCAAAGUCUCCAGCAGAUCCAGCAAAGGAGAAGGCAGCUAAACGGCUAUCCUGCGAGUCCAACAGUUCCCUUGAGGGGGCCGUGGCAGGAGAGCUCAGUGCCCUUGAAGAGGCUUUUAGAAAAUUUGCCAUCCAUGGAGAUACCAGAGCCACAGGAAAAGAAAUGCAUGGGAAGAACUGGUCCAAGUUAUGUAAGGACUGUCAUGUGAUAGAUGGGAAGAAUGUGACGAUCACAGAUGUUGACAUUGUCUUCAGUAAAAUCAAGGGGAAAUCCUCUCGGACAAUUACUUUUGAACAGUUUAAGGAAGCUCUUCAAGAACUCUCCAAGAAACGAUUUAAAGACAAGAGUGACGAGGAAGCGGUUCAAGAAAUACAUAAGCUAAUUGAAGGAAAAGCCCCAAUCAUAUCUGGAGUAACGAAAGCUAUUUCAUCUCCAACUGUAUCGCGCCUUACAGACACAACAAAAUUCACGGGUUCCCACAAAGAGAGGUUUGAUCCCAGCGGGAAAGGAAAAGGCAAAGCAGGACGAGAAGACCUCGUUGACGCUUCAGGCUAUGUAUCUGGGUAUAAGCAUGCAGGCACAUAUGAUCAUAAAGUACAAGGAAGCAAGUAAGCCUGGGUUAAAAACCUGAGAGAGAAUAUACUUGUAAGAAAGAUGUAGAUGAAUCCCACAUGUUUCAGUUAUCGUGAAUGCUAAGACUAUGUUGUCAAGACGUGUUUUCAGGAACUGGAACUGAUUUCAACAUCUGAGAUAUUUGCAGCACAGCACCACUUCAUUACAUUCCUCAUGCUUACAUUGGCAAAAAAAAACCCAAAACAAAACCCGUAAAUAAAAGGUAACACAAAAGUUGCUGAACUUUAGACAAGAAACCAAAAGCAUGGGCUGUUAUUCCACACCUUGUCAAUACUAGCAAAAGAUCUGCAAACAUUCCUAAAUGUCCAGUUUGUUCUUGGGUGUAGAAGACGGUUAACCUCUUUCCAGGUAAGUGGGAAGGAGAGUCUUGUGAUAGCAGCCUUUCUGAAGAGAAUAUCCAGAUAUUUAUGCUUUUUGAUUUGACUACUUAUUUAUUUUUAAAGGUAUCUUAAAAGGGCACUGCCCACAAAGACACAAAUUCAGCAUUGUACUAAUGGGAAAUAAAUGGCUGGAAUAUACAAGGUGCUAUCAUAAAAAUCAAGUUUCUACACCAUUUGUGAACAGCAAAAAAAGGACUUCUUUACUCUUGACUGAGACAAUUUAGGCUCCAAUUUAUUAGUGUCAGCAGAAAGAUGUGGAAGAUACCAGCCCGCAUUUCCCAACCCCUCAAAAAAUACCCAUAGGCAAACAGACUUCUCAGAGCCAAUACUGUACUUCUUGCAAAUUACCACGCAUACCAGUAGCAUGGUUCUGACUGACAUACAGGACCUGGAUGGAGCUAACAUACUAAUAUGAGAUGUAAAAAGACUAGGCAUUACUAAGGAAGUCUUGAUGGAUAUAUUAAUAUUGUUUGCAAUCUGUUUUUAGUUUUGCACUGCCUCUUGAGUGAAGUGAAGGGGGCAUUAAGUUGAGAUACUUUGUAAAUGAGAAAUAUGAACUAAAUACCACUGAGGAGAUUUUCAUUGUUUGAUGCAUAUUCUCAUGAACAGGUAGACACAUGCCCAGGGACCCACACUCUCUUUAAGUCAGACCAGAUUUAAGAAAGUCUGUGGUCAAUCUGAAAUACCCCCAAGAUGCUUAUCACAUAGUCAUAUAAGUGUAACCCACCACUAAGGCUAGUUAUGUGAUUUGCUAGUAUCCAUGUUUGAAGCAAAGAGGCUUGAUUCUCCCCCCACUGACCCUGUCAGUGCCAGGCAGGACUAAUUCCACCAAAGGCAAUGGAUUUUCACGGCUACAAGGGGAGAGUGCAGUUCUCCGUCUGAAAAAUGUUAUAAACAGGCUGCUGAGUACCAACCCAUCUAAGCCCAGUGUAAUAAGUGGUAGUCCUUUGAUUAAAAGUGGCUCCUUCUAUGUCACUUAGUUUGCUGGUCUUUGUAUUCUAAGCCAUAUUGGCUCUUGAAAUUUCCAUAGAACAAGCACUAGAUUUUCUCAGACUGCUGAUACAAAAUGAUAAAAAGUUCGGUUAGAUUGGCUGUUUAGAAAUGCCAGAUUAAAGUUCUGCUUUUCUUUCUACGAAACAGAGUUCAGACAUCAGCUUUAAUAUAGGAUAAAGGUUAAUCUACUAUAUUGCUUCUUUUUUAUCACAAUCCCAUGCAGGGUUCUACUGUGCCCUAAAUAAAUAGCUUUCUUUAGUGAGUUAUAUGCACUAAACUCAUCUAACUCCUCAUGCAGGGCAACACUCUGUACUUGGCAUAUGUCCAGAAACUGAACACUAGUUUUCAACCCUUCAACAGCCUGUUUUUUGUUUUCUGCUGACAUUCAAUGGAAGCUUUUCUUGUAACUUUGCCUCCCAUGACCCUUUCAGCCAAUGCAUUGACGGGAAACCAAAACAACAAUAAUAAACACAGGGAAAGCACUUCCUCAUGGGCUUGGAGAUUCUGUGUUUUGCUUUUUGUUUGUGGUUUGUUUUGAUUUUUAGUUUGGAGGAGAGGAGGAGGUUUGCCAAAGCUAACACGUGGUUUUUCACCAUUGGGCUUUUUCCUCUGGUGGCUCUGGGUACCUGAUACAAUUUUACACACACACUAGGCUGUCGGCCUGGAAAGAUUUUGUGAAGAGAUUUCCAAGUGCUUCAGAGCUUCACCCACGUUUGCCAAAUAAUCCAAUUCCUGAAAAAGGAAGAAUGAUCCACUUGAUAUCUCCUACUGGCUACCUGCCAUUUCUUGCAAAACUAGAUAAUAACUUUCAGCCAUGUUCUGGUACAUGGGAUUGCUAAAUUAUACCAAAGAGCAGUGGAAGGCAGAAAAAUGUAGGAAGUCAAUUCCUUCUCAAAAUACAGCAUUGAAGCUACACAUCUGGGCAGUCUUUGAGGACAUCUGUUUUUAUUACCAUGAGCAGAAGGCUAAUGAACCUUGAAUUGGAUUACGGGUACCAUAGUACAGAAGCUGAAUCUUCUUACCAUUGACAUGAGCACUGGGAGCCUGAUGCAGUUAAGCAGAUAUGGGUCAGAUCCAAAGCAAAGACAGCAUCCUGCAUGUCAUUGAAUCCUUGCAGCAUUACUAGCAAACUACCAGUACCUUAUUCAGUACACCAGGCAAUCCCAGCUCCCAUGGGCUGAAGCAUUAAGAGUGUUUUGAUGGUGAUGAAAUACUGAUGAUACCUGAGGUGUGUCAGUGGUCCAAAAGUUGUUGCCCUGCUCUGUGGCCAUGCAGAUGGUGUGGCAAAGCAUGCAGGGAAGAGAUUGAAACUCGCUGCUGUGAGCAAGUGAAAGGCCCCAGACAGAGAAGGGCCUGAGUACAGAGGAGGUUCUGUGUUUAGAGUGGGUGCUAGUCUUAUUUCCAUGUGCUGAUGUUGAGAAGAGGUCCUUAAUGACUGCUUGUCUCCCAGAUGUGGGUUUGAUGGUAUCAGCCCAGGUAUAGCCAGAGAUAUUACCUGCUACUUCUGUUUUUAGAGCUCCUUUAAAAACAAAAAAUGUUCCCUGAGUGUCUGAACUAUAGCUCUGAGAAAUCAAUGGGAAUCUUUCCUCUGACUUCAGUGGGCUUUGGAUCCAGAGAUGACAACGUUGUACCUUGAGGGACUUUCUUAAAAAGCAUGAAUCCAUUCUGCUUUCAUUUUUUUAAUUUUGGUUUUCUUUAUUGGGUGUGUAGAAAGUUGCUCUGAAAUGAGAGUGAGGAGGGAAGAUAAAAGCUGGGAAAACAGUCCAUUGUGACUCAUUUUUGUUUGUUUGAGAUUUGAGAACACAGGGGAGCAACAGCUCGAAAGCACCUAUUUCUCAGGUGUGGAUUCAUCCUGGCUCAUACUCAUAGUCUCUGUGGAAAGGAGUUGAAGAAUAUCUCCUGGCCCCUGUAUAGUUGCAUAUCUUGCCUGUGACACAGGCCUUUUCCCUUUGGCAUCUCAGAAGAUGGGCAGAGGGGAGGGUCAGUGAACAGGAGACAGUAGGAUGCACUCCAUCAAGAGGUGUGUAGUGAUAGGUGCUCUCACUGUGCACCAAUCCCUCAAAGUUGCACCAGAAAGGUAGGGACCUAACCCAUUACAAGUUUUGUGCUUGCCAUUCUUUUCCUUGUGCCUGAGCCCAUUCCAUUGCUCUGUAUAUCAGUCUGAUUUGAAGCGUAUAAUCUUGCCAGUGUCCCCCUCUCACGCUCUCUUUCACUCUCUCAUGCAUGCAUGCGCACCCCCCAACCAUUGUCCUCAUCAAGAUUCUGUCUUCUUUAUUGCAUUGCUCUCAAGUAUAAUUCAAUCUUGCAUCUUUUGAAGCUCCUAACACUGAGACAAAUGUGAUGAGAUGCAUCAAAUGCAUCAGGCAAGCAAGGUUCUUUGAGUAGAUGUGAUAUCUUUUAUUAGACCAACUGAGUACUCACAAGUUUUGUGCUUGGGGGGGACUCAGUUGGUCUUCUCAAAGAACCUUGCCUGCCUAUGUCCUUAGACCAACACAGCUACAACCAAAAACUCAGUUAAAUGCAUCAGGGCAGUCAUCCAACCCACACCGCCCCCCUGCUUUUUUUUUUUUUAAACAAAUUGAACGGUUUAUUUAAAAAUAAGUUCCUUAAAUUACGGGUGUCAAAAAAUGGACCAUGGGCCAGAUCGAGUCCAUGGAGUUAUGUUAUUUGGCCUGGGGAGCUAGAAAUUUGGUGGCGGGACAAGUGGUGGCUGCUGUGGUUCUGGGCACCACAGCAAUUAAUACUGCUGCUACUCAUUCUAUCCCCAGAUUUCUGGCCUUGUAGCCAGCCUGUGGAUCAGCUCCAUACUCCAGAUCCAGCUCAUGGGGAUCCUUGUGCUACCCAUCUGGCCUGUAGGCCUGGAUGAGUGACAUCUCUGCCUUAAACAAUAGGAUUGAGUAUGUUCUGUAGGACAUCCAGCCAUAGGGACUGGACUUCAGGCACAGUGUGUAAAUUGAAGCAUAUGCGUAAAUACUUGCAGGACAAAGGCCCAAGAUAAGAUGCUGAUUGAGACAAAAUAAUAUAAUUAAUUUUCUUAAAUCAUGAAUUGUCCUAAAAUUCUGUUUUGAUUCUGUCAUUACUGCUGGUAAAUCACUUAAAACAUACAAUGUGCUGUAAUGUAUAUGCAGUGUGGGUGUCUCACUACUUAGGACUUCUUUCCAGAAAUCCCAGUUAUAUAGAAUUUUCAGUAAAGUUUUCUUUUUUUUUAAUGCCACAUAAACUAUUGUGACAGCCUUACAUAUGGGCCAUUUUAAAAGCCAAUUUUGUUUCAGGAGUUUUUCUAUAUGAACAAUUUAUAUAACUUUUACUCAGAUAUUUAAGAAUCCAGACAAAGUAAAUAUUUUAUACUGAGUAGGAUAAGCCACUGGUUGUAACAUUUGCACGUUGAUUUCCUAGCAACCCUUCAGUUUCAGUCAAAGAUGUGUGAUUUAUUUCUGGGUGCGUGCGUGUGCGUGUGUACCUAACUCAAAAGACUAUUCAAAUAUCAGAAUGUAUAUUUUUCAGUAGUUUAAGGACUCCCCCUCCAAAGAUCUUUUUGAUUAACGCAUGAAAAUGUAAGUGUUUUGCUGACCCUAUGUGAAGAGGGAAAAUCCACCCCCACAGCUUUCUGGAGUUAUAAAAGACAUAAUCUAAUAUAUAAUAUUUUGGUAGCCUUUUAAUUUUUUUACUUAAUAAAUAACAUCUGGCAUUUCACAAAUCGGGUUUAAGGGAGUAAAAAGAAAUAAUUCCUAGCGGGUUGGUUUGCAGUGGUAGGUGUAUCAUACUGUCCCAUAUAGGCUUGCAAGGAUAUAUAUAAACCCCCCACCAGAUCUUAAAUUUGUUAUUUAGAAAUCAGGUACUAUUUUGAGGCUCUUAACUGUUAUAAAAUAAAGUGUGAUUCUUUGUGCCUGGCUGUACCACAGUGUCAUUGUUGUUAAGCAUAACCCUGCAUACAUAGCAUACAGUGAUGCAUAUGUUUGUUUAUAGGGGGCAUUUGUCUGUGUCUUUUGCCUAUAAGCACAAAGGAGUGUGCUCUGCCUCCACUGCCCAAGAAACAAUUCUGACUGCAAUAAGAGCAUGUAACAUGUAGGUUCUUUUUCGCACUAGCGUAUUCUUUGAGCAUGUGCCAAAAUAAUCAUAUCUUUUUGUUACUUUUUAUUUGUAAUGCAAAUAUGUGCUUUACUUGCCCUGUCAAUUGCUCAAUAGUAUGUAAUACUCUGUGUGUUUGCGUGUGUGUACCUGCAGUUGAUAUACCUAAUAUUUACCUAUAAGAGAGCUGAUUCAACAUUUAACGCUUGUAGGGGCAAAUCAUGACCUUGGCAUAGAGCUGUGGCUUGGCACUCUCCAUUGUGUGAGAACAGAAAUUCCUCUGAGCAGGUGCUGAGCCCCUGCACAGAUGUGCAGCCUCAUCCUGGCUCUAGAGGAAAGCAUCUUUAUCUCUGACCCUCAACUGACUGUAAUUCAGGGAUGAUGCCCCGGAGGAUUUCCUGCCUGGUGUUCCACUACAAGAGGAAUAGAGUGUGUUGUGAGAAAGUUGGAAAUAGCUUAUUGGCAUGGAUGUGCCCGAGGAAACUUCUUAAAGCUAUCUGCUGUACAGGCCCUUGUUCAUAUUUGGGGCUUAUUGACUCUAUGUGCUUUUGCAUCUCUAAUUUUUAAUGGCACAAGGCCAGCACACACACUUUUCUCUACAGAAGGCCAGCCAUCUCAGCAUCAAUUAGAUCAAUGCAGAGCCAGCGUAUGUUGGAGGGCAAAGGCUUUGUGUCCUUUUAUACCUAGGGCCCAAGGAGAUGGCCUGUAAUUCUUAUUAAAGCACAAUGGUUGAAUCCAGUAUAUGAAACAUAAUGGCAGAAAUGAUGAACUUGCACCAAAUUCUUACUCGUACUACUGUCCACAUUUUCGAAUGGGAAUGUCUCAACUGGACACACCAAUAAAUCCUGUAGCUGGAGUGGGUAGCCAUGUUGCUACUUAGAUACCCAGUUAUUUAUUUUAUGCCCCCCAAGUGCCCACUUGGGCAUGCAGAUUUUUUUGAUAAGCGUCAGCACUUGAAAACAUUGAGAGGUUAUUUUCUGCAUUCUUUGUGAAACCUUUCUGACUAUAAAACUAGUAAAGGGCCACACCUAAAUGCCAAUGUAAGAAGGUAGCUCUGGCGAUUUUGAAAGACCUACAAACUGGUGUUGUGGCAGCCUCUGGGAGUUUGGAUGGACUGGACAGAACCUCCAAACACCUAAAAUCAGGGGCCAUGGAAAUUCUGCCUAUUAGAAAUGCUUGUGUUUGCAGAAACAGCCAUUUUUCAGUAUUGCUCCAAAUACAUUUCCCUGAAACCAAAGGGGAAUUUCAAAGCCAGCUAAAAAUGAAAGAACCUAUAUAAUCUCAUAAAAGAUUUGGAAUGGUCUUGGAUUUUGGAUUGGUUCUUUUGUUUAAACCAGUUUCCAUUUUCCUGGUUAUGUGAUUUAAGUGGAGUCUUGCUAUAACAAAGCAGUUUGGUUAAAAAUAAGUAGAAUAAUCGUACCAGUGCAUUUACUGGGUAUUAUUAAAAGCCAGUUUGAAAUAUUCUAAAGCCAUUCUGAAAUGGCUAAUAGACUGUAAUAUCUUGUGAAUAUACAUAUAUAUUUGGGUAAUUGUAUCCAGGAUAUAAAUAAAUACUAUGAUUAUCAAAAGGAAGUAUCUUAAUUUUAGGCUUAUAAAUUCCUAUUUAAGCACUCAAAUUAUUGUCCCAAUUUUGAAAUGUAUUGAGCAGCUGGCAUAUUCAACUAAAAUCAGUCAGCUGAUGAAUUAUUUUUUAUAUGUUUGUAUACAGCAUCUCUUAAGCUCUUUAAUUCCUGUAAAGUAUAUGGCAUUUGAAGGAAGCAGCUUUCAUUGUACUUUUAGUCUUCUAAAAAAUGUAUAGUGAAAAGUUUUAAAGCUACUAACCAGUAGUGAACUGAGCCAGUGGUCUUCAGUUAUGAUGUAUAUUCAAGAUUUAGUUGCCUUUUACAGUAUUUAGCAAAUGCCACAGAACUUGAAUAAAGUUUCAUUCAUGUUAAUUAAAAAUUCAGCUUUGAAAAAAUAUAUUUAUGGGCCUCCCAUAACUCUCCAUUUUAAUUAGGAGUGGCUCUAUGGAGGGUACAAAAGAAAAAAGAAUAAAGGAAGACUCUCCCCCUACAUGAUGGUGCAUUAUUUUAGGUUCCAGUUUACAUUAGUUGAGUUUGUGUUUGAACUUGCUCAAGUGCUAUUUUAAAUAAAGCAAUUUAAAAAAUGUGAAAUAGUUCAGCUUGGGCUCUGCUAAAUAUAGCUGGUGUUAAUUCAGAUGUUAAUUACAGCUUUUUAUUUUUCUGUGGUAAAUUAUUCUUGCUAGAUAUAUACACAUUUUUAAAGUAGUUAAACUACAAAGCUAGAGCUCCUGUAAAAGAACCUGAACUUGUUGACAAAACUAUUUCUGCUAGCAAUGUAUUACAUGAGAUGACAAAGUAAGACAACAGGAAAAAUUAUAUGUAACAUGAGAACACGUGUUUUAUCUCUGGUGGGCUCAGGAUAACUUAGCUUCAGCAGACAGCUACAGCAGACCGUAUUUUCCCCAUAAUGUUGAUUGUAUAAAUUAGUUGGUUUGUCUUUUAAUGCUGCAUAUUAGAGGGAUAUAGUUAAUGUUGGGUAAAUAGGUCGAGGUAUAUCUUUGCCAAGAUUUAAAUUUUAAUAGUGUCAAAAAAUUAUCAAAGCAAAAAUGAUAUAUAUUUAUACAGAAGAAUAUUUUUUGAAUUCAGUUUCAGGGCUUUUUCAGCUGUGACCAUUUAUUUAUCCAUAUUAUGCUUUGCUCUUUCACUACACUUUUUAUUUGUAUCAUCUUGUUCCAGAAUACAGUUGAUUUGGCUUAUAUUUUGUCUCAUAUUUACACAUGUGGAGAAGUGCUUGCUGUCAGGACAUGCACACUUAACGUAGCAAGUGUAGAAGAAUUGCUUGACUUUGUGAUUACUGCUGUAGGUACUCAAUGUCAGAGCGCUGUUUGUGAUGCGGAGCUGGGUCUCGUUCUAGUCUUCCUUGGGGCACUGUGUAGCAUGAUAAAUAGCUUAAAUAAAUCUUACCAUUUCUUGAUCCUGCUCAGUUAUGUCUUUCAUCUUGGUCCAGAAAACCAGGAAGCUGCUGCGAGCUUAUAAUUCUUUUAUACUUAGUGUUUGUUUAGUAUUGGAAACAUUGCAAACGUUAACAUUCAUCUGUAUUAGCAUACUGCAUUCACUGUGAAAUUUUCAAUGUGGUAAAAAAAAACAACCCUAAAAGAUCAUUUAACCUUACAAGUUUACUUCUUUCUUACUAAUUUAUCACAUUUAUAUAUAUAUAUUUGCAUUAUUGCAAACGAACAACUUGAGCAUGGUGUUUCUUAAUUUUGACUGUAAUGACCAGACACAGCAGUAGCAGAGAUGUUUAACCUCUUGAGGAAGGGAAUCAGGCAUUAUUCAUUGGAAAAUGCACUGACUGACAUCCUGGCCCAAAUGAAAAUCAAUGGAAAAGUUCUCAUUCGCUUCAGUAGCAUGAGGAUGGCUUCAAGAAUGACCCACCAGGGCUAAGAGAGGUUAAUCCACUUAAUAACUGUAAGAAAGGUGAUGGGGGAGCACAACAGUGAUUCUGUUCCCAGAUCUUAAUUUCUUUUAAUUUACUACUAUUCACUCUUUUAAAUAAAUAAAAGAAACUUGAAAGGGGAUUGUAUACUACUAGUUUGUACUAGGUUUUUUCAGGAAAAGGAAACAUACACACACACACACACACAUAUACAUACACACACAUACAGUAAAAGCUUUGCUAUCCGGCAUGAGUGGGGUAAGGAGGGUGCUGGUUAUCGGAAUUAAUGCGGCGGCAGCAUGGGGUGGUGGAUGGUGGUGGCUGUGUGCAAACUCCUCCCCCUCCUCCCCCCCGCACAUGGCUCGCAGAGGGGAGCCACUACCCACACCCCUCCGGCCCUGCUAAAGAAAUACUUCAUGUGCAUGCUGGAUAAUAGAGUAUUCCAGUUAGUAAAAUGCCGGUUAACACAGGUUUUACUGUAUGUAUGUAUAUGUGUGUGGGUUUGUGUGUGUGUAUGUAUAUGUGUGUGUGUGUGUCUAUAUCUAUAUAUAGAUAUGUAGACACACACAAUAUAUUUUUACACUGUUUAUUAAUGCUAGAAAGUAUUAAAUGUAUCACUUUAUCAGUGUGAAUGUUAAAGUAAUGACAAUGUUAUGGAUGUUUAAAACUUUUUAAAUUGUCUUGUUAAUUUCUAAAGUUACAUUAACCGUGGGCAAGCUAGUUUUGUCCAGUAAACAAAGUUUUUCUUGAUAUUUAGCAAGAAAAGCUCAAGUAUGGCAGUUGUCUGAUUAGCACUGUUAAAGCUUGGCUUGAAAACUCUUAGUCAAAUCCAUACUGCAAACACCAUUGUUUCUUAAGAGCAUAGCUUCUCAUAAUGUAUGUUACUGCUGUUGAUUGUAUCAAAUUGUAUCUUAAGUUGGUAAAGUGAUCAAUAAACAUGUUAAUACCUAAA